Messenger RNA from Peromyscus leucopus (white-footed mouse), 3036 nucleotides. It is a transcript of the gene Ncbp3, whose product is annotated as nuclear cap binding subunit 3. The coding region runs from base 47 to 1888 and encodes 613 amino acids. Gene Ontology annotation, cellular component: nucleus; cytosol. The transcript has 13 exons. Lineage: Eukaryota; Metazoa; Chordata; Mammalia; Rodentia; Cricetidae. The record is from RefSeq and is a predicted model, not a curated record. Gene Ontology annotation, molecular function: RNA 7-methylguanosine cap binding; mRNA binding.
CGGGUUGUGAGGGGCGGGCUUUCUGUGGUGCGGCCGGCUGGCAGCUAUGGCGGCCGUUCGCGGCCUGCGAGUGUCUGUGAAGGCAGAGGCCCCGGCCGGGCCCCCGGCUUUGGGUCUCCCGUCGCCCGAGGUGGAGUCCGGCUUGGAGCGUGGCGAGCCGGAGCCCAUGGAGGUGGAGGAGGGCGAGUUGGAGAUCGUGCCGGUGCGGCGCUCGCUGAAGGAACUGCUCCCGGACACAAGCAGAAGAUAUGAAAACAAGGCUGGCAGCUUCAUCACUGGAAUCGAUGUUACCUCCAAGGAAGCAAUUGAAAAGAAAGAACAGCGAGCCAAGCGCUUCCACUUUCGAGCAGAAGUAAAUCUUGCCCAGAGAAAUGUAGCCUUGGACCGAGACAUGAUGAAGAAAGCAAUCCCCAAAGUGAGACUGGAGACCAUCUACAUUUGUGGAGUAGAUGAGAUGAGUACCCAGGAUAUCUUUUCCUAUUUUAAAGAAUAUCCUCCAGCUCACAUUGAGUGGUUGGAUGAUACCUCCUGUAAUGUGGUUUGGCUGGAUGAGAUGACAGCCACACGAGCUCUCAUCAAUAUGAGCUCUCUGCCAGCUCAGGAUAAGAUAAGAAGCAGAGAUACCAGUGAAGAUAAGUUGUCUGAGAAGAACAAGAAAGACAAGCAGGAAGACAGUUCAGAUGACGACGAGACUGAAGAAGGAGAAGUUGAAGAUGAGAAUUCAAGUGAUGUAGAGUUGGACACAUUGUCUCAGGUAGAAGAAGAGUCUCUGUUAAGAAAUGAUCUUCGUCCAGCUAACAAACUUGCUAAAGGAAAUAGGCUAUUCAUGAGAUUUGCUACAAAAGAUGACAAAAAGGAACUUGGAGCAGCCAGAAGAAGUCAAUAUUAUAUGAAAUAUGGAAAUCCAAAUUAUGGAGGCAUGAAAGGAAUUCUUAGCAAUUCAUGGAAGCGAAGAUAUCAUUCCCGUCGCAUUCAGCGGGAUGUGAUCAAGAAGAGAGCCCUGAUUGGGGAUGACGUUGGCUUGACGUCGUAUAAACACCGACAUUCCGGAUUAGUGAAUGUUCCUGAGGAACCCAUUGAAGAAGAGGAAGAGGAAGAGGAGGACCAAGACAUGGAUGCAGAUGACAGGGUUGUGGUGGAGUACCAUGAGGAGCUCCCAGCUCUCAAGCAGUCCCAUGAGCGGAGUGUGUCUAGGCGGUCCAGUGCGAGCAGCUCAGACUCAGAUGAGAUGGACUAUGAUCUAGAACUGAAGAUGAUUUCCACUCCUUCCCCAAAGAAAAGCAUGAAAAUGACCAUGUAUGCAGAUGAAGUGGAAUCUCAGUUGAAAAGUAUUAGGAACUCUAUGAGGGCAGACAGUAUAUCCACAAGCAAUAUAAAAAACCGAAUUGGUAGCAAAUUGCCGCCUGAGAAAUUUUCAGAUGUUCGACACCUCUUAGAUGAAAAGCGUCAGCACUCGUGUCCACGGCCAGCGAUUGGCAGUACUAAACCAGAUAUUCGUCAGCGGUUAGGAAAAAGACCAUAUUCUCCAGAAAAGGCUUUUAGUAGUAAUCAAGUGAUUCGGAGAGAGCCCUCUUCAGAUGUACAUAGUAGGCUAGGUGUUCCCAGACAAGAUGUUAAAGGCCUCUACUCUGAUACUCGGGAGAGGAAAUCAGGUGGUUUAUGGACUCGCUUAGGAUCUACACCCAAGACCAAAGAAAAGAACACGAAGAAAGUGGAUCACAGGCCGUCUGGUGCUGAGGAAGAUGACUCGGAGCUUCAGAGGGCAUGGGGUGCUUUGAUUAAGGAGAAAGAACAGUCUCGCCAGAAAAAGAGUCGGCUAGAUAGCUUGCCAUCGCUCCAGAUUGAAGUCAGCCGGGAAAGUAGCUCUGGUUCAGAGGCAGAGUCCUGAUGCCCUGGCCUUGGCAGCUGCCCUCAAAUCUGACAUUCUUACAUAGGGUGGGGCACACAGUAGGAACCUCCCUUGCAGAAGUUGGCGCCCUUCCCUCCUACCUGCACCCUGAACUCUUGCUGUCCCAUGGGCAGCUUUAGAGUGUGAUGAGUGUUGCAGGGCGUCUCUGUCUCGUGCUGCAGAGCUACAGUUCUGGGCCCUCAGUCUUCUCCCCACCACCCCACAAGCUUUACCCUUGGAGAAAAGGCAACCCUCCAGAUUUUGUAGAGGUUUUCUUAAUAUUUUUAACAUUGUGUCUUUUAAAAGAAAUGUUUUACACAGUUCAUCCAAAGAGCAGAGAACUGAACUUCUCACUGUUGCCUUGGCCCUGACAGCUCUUGCCAGCACCCUUUUCCCAAGAAAAGUCAGUUUCCAGGUGCUUAUUGGACAGUCUUUGAGGGGGAAGAUGAGGGACGCUGCCAGCCCAGCCUUCCAGCACCUUAGUGUGGGGGCUGAAUCUCAGACCUGACCUGAGCUGCGUCUGCCCUCCCGGGUAGAUAGAGCUGUAGCAACAAUGGCUUCCAUUCCUCCCUGGGGAGUUUCUCUUAGGACCUUUUAUUGGCUGUUAGCCUGAUGGGAAGACCUAGGUCAGUGCUGUGGGACUUCUAGGGACAAACUACUGUGACUUCUGGAUUUGGAGUUGAUUUCUGUGCUUAGGGAUGGGGUCUUGGGUUAAUGUUGAACACUUUUUAAGUCUGUAUUAUGUUUAAAGACUAUUAAUGACUUAAAAGUUUAAAUUCUUAAUUUUUAUAUGUGGAUAUUCCUCCUGUUGGCUACAGGGGAAGCUCAAGUGGUGUCUCUUGUGUUGUUAAAUAUACAUCAUAUACUUUGGAAGAAGGCAGAGGGGAGUCUCUUUAUUUUGAAUGAUACUAGUCGUAUGGUCUGUUGUACAUGAGUUCAACUUGCUUUGUGGCCACUGUAGGAAAAACUGUCUGUCUGCAAUGGAUUCUUGUUCAUUACACUUUUCUAGAAGGGAUGGGUUGAUAAUUCAUUCUUUCUGUCUCUGACUUGUCACUGAAGACUUAUUCAAAACUAGCAAAUAAGAUAAUAGUUUCAGAAAAUUUUAGUUUAUUUUUAAUCUUUCAAAUUAUUUUACCAUGCAAAGGCAA